Molecule: messenger RNA, 1340 nt
Organism: Striga asiatica
Lineage: Eukaryota; Viridiplantae; Streptophyta; Magnoliopsida; Lamiales; Orobanchaceae
Source: the annotation of a GenBank genome assembly
GCGGCCAGCACUUUUUGGCGUUGUCAUGUCACCUCUUCAUUUUCCAAACUACUCUCCAUCUCCAGACGCUUCAAUUCUCUUUCUCUCUCUCAAAUUCCCUCUUUUUCAUCUGGUCGAUUUUUUCAUACGUUGAUUUCUCAGCCUUCGAGCCUGCGUCGUGCAGAAAUUUGCAGAUUCUGAGCCUGCCAUGAAUCCAGAAUACGACUACCUUUUUAAGCUUUUGCUUAUUGGAGAUUCUGGCGUUGGCAAAUCAUGUCUUCUUCUGAGAUUUGCUGAUGAUUCUUAUAUUGAUAGUUACAUUAGUACCAUUGGUGUGGACUUUAAGAUCCGCACUGUGGAGCAGGAUGGGAAAACAAUUAAGCUACAAAUAUGGGACACUGCUGGACAAGAACGCUUUAGGACAAUUACCAGCAGCUACUACCGUGGGGCCCACGGCAUCAUUGUGGUUUACGAUGUGACUGAUCAAGAGAGUUUUAACAAUGUGAAGCAAUGGUUGAACGAAAUUGACCGAUAUGCAAGUGACAAUGUUAACAAGCUUCUUGUUGGAAAUAAGUGUGAUCUCACAGCACAGAAGGUUGUUUCAACCGAGACAGCCAAGGCACUUGCGGAUGAAAUCGGGAUACCUUUUCUGGAAACUAGUGCGAAAAAUGCCACUAAUGUUGAGCAGGCAUUCAUGGCCAUGUCUUCAGAGAUCAAGAACAGGAUGGCGAGUCAGCCCGGAAUGAAUAAUGCCCGACCGCCAACUGUGCAGAUCAGAGGACAGCCCGUUAAUCAAAAUUCCGGCUGCUGCUCUAGCUGAGUCUGAAGCUGCUGUUUGGCCCUAUUUUGCUCUUCCUCAUGCAAGUAGAGCUAUAACCACUUCAUGAUCGGCUAUGUUAAUCGUUCAUUCUCGUUAAUUUGUUUGGAUUUGACUGGUGACAAAACAUCUGUACAAAGUGAAGCUAUGAACCAGAAGGAAGAAAGAGAAAACAAUACAGCGGCUUUAUUUCUGAGAAUGUGGAAAUGUGAAAAGUGAGAUGAAGAGUUAGGUUUGAGUAUAUAUAUAGUACAAGAUGUCCUAUAGUUGCUAUUGUGUAAGUAGCAACUUUACAUUAUGUCUACUACUAAAAUAAACAAUACUAUUACAACUUAAAAGGAGAAACAAUAAUAAAACUAAUCUAUUACAAUAUUACCCCCGCAAGAUUAACAUUGUUAAUCUUGGAAACUAAAUGUAGAAAUGCUGUCUUGGAUAAAGGCUUUGUGAACAAAUUUGCUAUUUGAUGUUUGCUGGGAAUAAACUGAAGUUUGAUGAUGCCUUGACUGAUUUUCUCCAGGAUGAGAUGACAAUCAAUUUGUAUGUG